This is a messenger RNA of Tremella mesenterica DSM 1558, 732 nucleotides long. RefSeq lists its product as uncharacterized. The record is from RefSeq and is a predicted model, not a curated record. Bases 1 to 732 code for a protein of 243 amino acids. The transcript has 6 exons. NCBI's taxonomy places the organism in Eukaryota, Fungi, Basidiomycota, Tremellomycetes, Tremellales, Tremellaceae.
AUGACUGUCCGCUGCCCGUUCUGCCGCGUGACCGAUGUGCCUUUCCUCGAAGAGAGUGUGCAUCAGAAAGAUCCUUUCAUCGUCCAAUACCAUGACAUCAUUUACGUCCUCCCCGUCCUCCAAACACCCACUUCUGCACCAGUCCUUGAGCAAGAGAGAGAAGCUCGUGUAUUCGGGACCCCUGCCAACGAGGAAGGGGGAUUUCACAGUGCUACAAUGCAGCUCAUAGAGAAAUUGGAGACCUCCCGUGAGGUCGUCAUUGAUAUCCCGGAAGGGAACAUGACGAGUUCCAAACGACACGGUGAGAGUGGCCUUGCCUUUAUUUGGUGCAGACCCUUUCUUCCCACACGUGAGCUUAUGGAGCCGGGCCGGAAAGUGUACCUGUCACAUUUGACCAGGGAAACAAAUGAGAUGCCUAGAGACACGUUCUCGGACUUUGCGAUAUUUUCAUGGAAGAAUGAUCCACUUAAUGGCUCAAACCACACUCAGUCCCCGUUUGUGCAUGUCAAGAAAUGGAUUAUCCCCAAUGUUUCAACCAAUCUGGACACUCCCAGCGAGUUGAGACAUUUCGCUGAAGCUGCCGGUUUUACAGUGGUUCAGGAGUGGACAGAAGGAGACCAGUGUCAAGGAGCACUGUAUCGUUGCUUCUCCAUCCGAUACGACCAUUUGUAUAUACUUGAACCCGAGUUCCAGUCGGGACCAGACCAAUCAAGCAGAGUGCAAGAUGUUUGA